Molecule: messenger RNA, 1296 nt
Organism: Aspergillus sclerotioniger CBS 115572
Lineage: Eukaryota; Fungi; Ascomycota; Eurotiomycetes; Eurotiales; Aspergillaceae
Product: uroporphyrinogen-III synthase HEM4
Exons: 2
Coding region: 45-1025 (326 amino acids)
Biological process (GO): uroporphyrinogen III biosynthetic process
Molecular function (GO): uroporphyrinogen-III synthase activity
Source: RefSeq, a predicted model, not a curated record
CUCCUCCGCACUCCUCCUCUUCCGCACCCACCACCAUCACGACAAUGGACGAACCAACCCCCUCAAUCCUCCUCCUAAAAACCAAAUCCAUCCCCAACGACGGCUACGACGAAUUCUUCAUCCAAAACAACUACACUCCGACCUUCAUCCCCGUCCUCGAACACCACUUCCACGUCCCGAACCUCCAAUCCAUUCGCUCACAACUCACCUCUGGGGCGUUGAUUCCCGGCCCCGGGAGGAAAUAUGGGGGGUUGAUAUUUACUAGUCAGAGAGCUGUGGAGGCUUUUGCGUCGGUGUUGGGGAAGAUUGAUGGCGCAACCAAAACGCAACUCCAAACCCUCCAAAUCCCAAUCUACACCGUCGGCCCCGCAACACAUCGAACCCUCACAUCGCUGAUCCUUCCCCAUUUACCGAAAGCACAUAUUCAUGGGAAAGAUACCGGGAAUGGAGAAAAUCUAGCGCGAUUCAUUUUGGAGCAUUACAAUUCGCUAUAUCCUGACCCUUCAUCUUCUGUUGCCAAACCGCCCCUCCUCUUUCUUGUCGGUGAACAACGACGAGAUAUCAUUCCCAAGACGUUAAUGGAUGAUGGUCUGCCUGCCGCGGAACGGAUCGGUGUUGAGGAGGUAGUGGUUUAUGAGACCGGUGUGAUGACGGGGUUUGAGGAGAUGUUUGGGGCGAGGGUGGAGAGGGAGAGGGCGGUUAUAAAGAGGAUAAUAGAGGAGGGGGAUGGGGAGGGGUGGGUGGUUUGGGUGGUUGUGUUUUCGCCGACAGGGGGAGAGGGGAUGUUGAAGGGGUUGGGUUUGUUGGGUAAUAGUCAGGGUCAGGGUCAGGGUGGAAGUGAGAGGAACGAAGGGGGGGAAGAGAGGAGGUUCUUUGUGGCGACGAUCGGGCCGACGACGAGGGAUUACCUGAGGGAUAAGUUCGGGUUCGAGGCGGAUGUUUGUGCUGAGAAGCCGAGCCCCGAGGGAGUGGGGAAGGGGAUCGAGAGGUUUAUGAAAGAGUGGAGGGCCAAGAGGGGUUUAUGAGGGAGUAUGAAGUGGGUGGGGGCUGUAUGAUAGUCGUAUACCCAUAAUUUGUGCUAAGUCAUGUUUCAGGUCUAUAUUGCAUUCAAGACGCUAACAUAUGGACGAAAAUUCAGGAGCUGGACUAUCGCUGAAACUGUCAGACCACUUUCCACAUCAACAUCAACUCACGAGAUGCCGCAGUCAAUGGGCCAAUCCAACAAAUUAUUCCGCCAGGCCGGAGUGCCUGUGGCCCCGCCCGUUCUUCCAUGCAUCCUGGUGGUAUGUGCAUACG